Nothobranchius furzeri (turquoise killifish) is the source of this 8328-nucleotide messenger RNA. RefSeq names its product telomerase-associated protein 1 (gene tep1). Gene Ontology annotation, biological process: telomere maintenance via recombination. The record is from RefSeq and is a predicted model, not a curated record. NCBI's taxonomy places the organism in Eukaryota, Metazoa, Chordata, Actinopteri, Cyprinodontiformes, Nothobranchiidae. Gene Ontology annotation, molecular function: telomerase activity; telomerase RNA binding; protein binding. Gene Ontology annotation, cellular component: telomerase holoenzyme complex.
AAUCGAAGCGUCGUUGCUCAUUGGUCACGUGACUUUCAGUAAACAAAUCAAGCUCCGACACAGUGCUUUGCUCUGCGGUGGUUCGUUUUGGUGAUACAAGCUUCGAAUCCUGCGUGUCACAGGUAACAUCACUACUUUGUGGGGUUUGAGGGAUGAGGGCGCUGACUUUGCUGCAAACAAAUAUGGCUUCAGGAGAGCCACAGCAGCCGUCCACAAGUGGAAGAAGCUUGUCCUCCAACCAUUGUCUUCCAUUGGAGAAUAAGUAUUUAGCUCAGUCCUUCUCAACAAAGCCCCAAUCUUUCCUUGAGGACUUCUCUACUCAUUCGUCUUCAGUUUCCUCUCUCCAGCCCUCUGGUCUCUCCUCCACCUCAUCUUCUCUUCUCGCCACCUCUUCCUUUGCUUCUACUGCCUCACCACUCCUCAACACCCAAAAUAAGCUCCUGAAGACUGAUUCCCCUAGCCCUUCGUUCUCUUUGACCUCACCUGUCCAUAGUCAGUCUUUGCUGUCCACCUCCCUGUCCAGUUAUCUUCUAAGCAAUCACUUUGCUCACCCUCCUUCCUUUCUUCAUCAUGAUCUGGCUGGAGAACAAAAAGGGGACAAUGGAGGAGAUUGUAACAUGGAGGAAAUAUCUGAAGAGAUGGAGUCCUCUUUUGAAGGAACAAGCAUGCAGCGGCCUGGCGAUGUGCUGUCUGAGGAUGAAAAGGAGGAAGAGAAGGCUGAUUCUGAUGCUGAGGACCAUAUGCAGUUACCUGUUGUAGAAACUGAGAUGAACAACCUACAGCUUGAUGACUCUGUGAUCCUGAGACAAGAUGAAUUUGGUGAAAUUGAACGAGAAAACAAAAUAGCAGAAGAGAAGCUGAAAGAAAAAAAGUAUUUCCUGCUGAAUGCCGUGUGUUGCUCUCUUGUUCAUACGAGCAAAGCUCCGGGCCAGCAGGGAUGGGACUCGGAGGACAGUGUUUGGACCACCAUCACAAAACUGGCCAAAGAUAUUUCUGACUGUGAUCCACAGUUUCUUCUCAAGGUGGCAGUUUACACCAGACAGGAGUUAAACAUCCGGAUCACCGCUAACUUCAUGUUGGCUCUGGCUGCCAGUUUGCCUUCCACCAAGCAGCAUGUCCGCAGAUAUUUCUGUUCAGCUGUGCAGCUGCCCUCCGACUGGCUGGAAGUAGUCAGAAUCUACAGUACGUGUUUCAGCAGCUCUCUGCCAGCGUGUCUGAAGAAGGCGAUGACCGACAAGUUCAAGGAGUUCAGCGAGUAUCAACUAGCCAAAUACAACACGCGUAAACAUCGCUGCAAACACUACCGCAAGAAGAAAAAAGCAGAGAAACCAAGCGCACCGCAGAUGGCAAGGUGGGCAAAAUGGCUCAGAUCACAUCCUGUUCUUCUAGAGAAGUUUAUGGAGGGCAACAAACCAGCAGUGGAUAAAAAACAGAGCCAGUUCAGUUUGAAGAAACUGAUUAGGAGGCUUCACAUUAAAGAACCUGCUGAACACGUUAUGGCUAUUUUGGGACGAAAAUAUCCCAGUGAUGCAAAGGCGUUCACCCGCAGUGGAUUAAAGGGCGAGUGGGACAGAGAGAGAGCCGGACAGCGAAUGAAGCUGAAAGAGCCGCAGACGUGGGAACGGCUGCUCAGUCUGGAGGGCAACAAGGCCGCCACGUGGGAGAAGCUCAUAGACAAUAAGUCGCUUCCAUUCAUGGCCAUGUUGAGGAACCUGAGGAACAUGAUCACGAAAGGGAUCAGCGAGGCUCAUCACAAGAAGAUCCUCAACAGGCUGACCAAUCAGAAAGCAGUCAUCCAGAGCCGACAGUUUCCUUUCAGGUUCCUCGCUGCGUACAAAGUCAUCAUGGAGCUUCACAAUUUGGCGUCGGCAUCGCAGCAGGGGAUUCCCGUUGGGAAAGACAUCCUGCUGAGCAUCCUAAGCAAAGUCCCAAAGAGCAGCCGCUUCAGCACUCAGGACUGGAAGACGACUUCAAAGAGAAGGAUGAAGGUGGCGCUCGACGUGCCUUUUAUUUAUCAGGCAUACAAGCUGAAGAAGGCCCAGCUCUUAAAAGCCAAUCAGAAGCUGUACACCGUUGAUCUUUUGGACCGUUACCGUAAAGCUCUGGAGACGGCCGUUCAGAUUUCCUGCCGCUACAACGUGCCCCCCCUCCCUGGAAAAACCGUCAUCCUGCUCCCCAAUACCAUGUUGUCGAACAAGGAGUCCUGGAGCAAGAAACAAGAUUUCUGCCUCCCUCCUGACCUGGAGCAGAAAGACAAGGAGGAUGAAGAAGAAGAAGAAGAGGAGGAGGAGGAAACCGGUCGUAGAAGGAGGCAGGAUGAGCACGACCCUCUAACUCCUACUGUGAUGGAGGUGGCAGCUUUGCUCGCUCUGAUGAUCAGCAGCUGUGCUGAGGAUUGUCAACUCUGCUUAGUGUGCUACAAUCGGUUUAUAGAAUAUAAGCCAAAGUCUGAUGUCAUUUUGGACAACGUCAGAGACCUGAUCAAGCAGGUUGAGGCGGUGUCCGGAGUUUCAGAAGAUGACAUGAGUUUCUUUCACGAAAUCUUGACCAAGAAAAACAAGGUGAACAACAUCAUCGUGUUAAAUCUAAGUUGGCUUGAAAGUGAAAUAAAAUGGGCCAUCCGAGCCUACAGAAAGGAAGCAAACAACAAAGCCCUGGUGGUCAAGAUCUUCUUAGACGAGUGUCGUGAAGACAAAGACGAAACCCCUGACGAGAACUGUGUGACACUAUCAGGCUUCAGUGAGCAAAUGCUGAGAUUCGUAGCAGAACGAGGAUCCUCCAGGUUGCUGAAUCACGUAGAACAUUUGGACAAACUGUACAACAUCCCUCCACCAGAGGGAGCCCAAGAGCCACAGACUUCAAACAAAGUUGUUUCAGUGCCACCCAGCCCAAAGUUAAGGUGGCAAGGUGUCCGAGUCUUCAUCUCCUCGACCUUUAGAGACAUGCAUGCCGAACGCGACGUCCUGGUACGGAACGUCUUCCCAGAGCUCCGGCGCCGCGCUGCUCUGCAUCGUCUCUACCUGCAGGAGGUGGAGCUGCGCUGGGGCGUGACGGAGGAUGAGUCAGAGCGGGCCACUGAGCUGUGCCUGUCAGAGGUGUGUCGCAGCCAGAUGCUGGUGGGGAUCCUGGGGGAGAGGUAUGGCCAGGUGCCUCCCAGACCUGUCCUUCCUGACCUGCCACAGUACAGCUGGCUGGCCGCUGCUCCAGCUGGUCUGUCCAUCACAGAGAUGGAGAUCCGCCAGUUUCUGGCUCUUUAUCCCGACACGGCUCAGCAGCGAAUGUUCUGCUACUUCAGAGAUCCAGACAUCAUCAGAUCGAUCCCUGUGGCCUGGAGAUCAGAUUUUGCUGCUGAAUCAAAGGAAGCUGAGGAUAAACUGGCCUCUUUAAAGAGACGACUUUUGGACAACAAAGUCAAAGUCACUGAAAAGUAUUCAUGUGAGUGGGGAGGCGUGGUGGAGGGGAAGCCGUACCUGAAAAACCUGGAGGUCUUUGGCAAAACCGUUCUGGAGGACCUUUGGGUGGCUGUUCAGAAGCUGUUUGUUGAAGAGGACAAGGAGGCAGAGGGUGCUUCUGAAGUGUUGGAGCAAGAGGUUCACCAGGGGGCGCUGCAGAGGCACUUCUUUGGGAGGGCUAAGCUGCUGUCUGCUGGUGCAGAGAUGGUGGAGAAGGUCCAAACUAAAGGAGGAGUGGCGGUGGUACACGGAGGACCUGGAGAGGGGAAAACUGUCUUCAUGGCUGCUCUUGCAGAUGCUCUCAGAACCGGAGCAAAGUCCAGAAGAAACCUCCACUGUGAUGUCAUUUCCUACUCCACAGCUGCCAGCCAAUCAGCACGCUCUGUGGAAAACCUCCUUCGAUGCCUGGUCCUAUGGCUCAGAAAGAUCACAAACACAGAAAAAGAACAACCUCUUCCACACCAGUACAAAGACUUGCUGGCAGAGUUUCGCUCUACACUGGGUGAAAUGAAGAAACCUGUGGUGGUGCUGGUUGAUGGGGUGGAUCUUCUCCAGGAUGGAAGAGGACAGCUCAGCUCUGAUUGGAUCCCACAGCAGCUCCCAAAUGGUGUGUGCAUAGUGCUGAGCGUCACGUCCAAAACGCCUCUGCUCCAAACUUUCUCCACCAAACGAGGAAUGCCUCUGUUCUCCCUGGGACAACUCACCAUGCCAGACCGGAAGGAGAUCAUUCAGAAGGAGCUGGACGCUUUUGGGAAGAAGCUCAGCGACUCUGCGUUCAACAACCAACUUCAGACCUUGGUGACAAAGAAAGGAGCAGCGAGUCCUCUCUAUCUGCACCUGGCUUGUGAAGAUCUAAGGAACUUUGGGUCUUUUGACAAGAUGAAGGAAAACCUGCAGGCUUUGCCUCAGUCUCUGAACCAGCUGGUCCAGUUCACCCUGGAGAGACUCUGCUCCCAGUACCGAGGCAUGCUGGGAUUCCGCUGGGCCCUCGCAGCCCUCACCGUCAGCCCCACAGGCCUGAAGGAGAGAGACUUGUACCAUUUGCUGAACACGUGUAACGAUCUGUCUUUGCGGGAUGGACGGGUCACAUGGGAGGAAGUUCUGAAUCUGUCCAGGACACCAAAAGGACGCAUUCCCAUGGCGGUUUUCACUCGUAUAGUACAGAGUCUACAAAGUCUAAUUGGUUCGUCUCAUUGCCAUGACACUGACGACCUGCUGGCUCUAAACAACCCGGAGGUUAAACGAGCCUUUGAGGACUUUCUCCUCCCGACAGAAAGCGACAGAACCAGAGCUCACCUUGUUCUGGCAGGUCACCUCUGGGCAAUUGGAGACCCUCAGGGUAAAGACACCUUCCUCCACUGUGAGGUCAACUCUGUCCUCCAUCUGCCUUCCAGCCUGAUUGAGAGCGGGCAGCUGGAGGCGCUCCGUUCCCUGCUGUCUAACUUUUAUUUCCUGCAUGCUAAUGUUAGCUUCGGCCUCCUGCACCACCUUCUUGAGACGUACAGCUUGUGUGAUAAAGAAUGCACGUCUUCACCUCCACUUGACCUCCAGGGUCGUCUGGAAGACUGUCGUAGUUUCCUUCAGCGCCACGCUUCAACGCUUUCAACCUGGCCGGCACUUUUCAUCCAGCAGGCGCUCGGCGAGCCUCCGGAGACCUCGGCUCACAUCUGGGCUGAAGGCCUGGUGGGAAAAGGAGGAAUCCGGGUCGUUGAGUGUCUGAAGAGCAGUGAUGGCGCUUUUCAUGAAAACAAUGAGCUGGUAUCAACCUUCUCCUCUGAACCGACCUGUGUGGUUCUGAGUUUGGAUGAACAGCUGGUGGUGGUUGGUACCGGAGAGGGAACGCUGCACAUCAUCCACAUGCAGACCGGACAGGAAGUGAAGUCUCUGUUGAGCAGCUGUGACGGCAUCUCCAGCUGUGUGUUUCUGACCGACGGACAGCUUGCUUCCACCUCCUUCGAUGGACAAAUAGAAGUCUGGGACAUCGAGAACGGCUGCAGAACAUCCCUAAUUGAAGGCCACACUAACACGAUAACAGCGAGCGACAUCACUCCAGACAGGAAACACAUGGCUACUGUGUCUCUGGACUUUACGCUGAAAGUCUGGUCUCCUGCUAAAGGUCAUGAAGUGGCCCGUCUGCCCAGCAACAGUCCUUUGAACUGUGUGGCCUUUGACCCUGAAGGUCACCUGUUGGCUGCUGGUUGUUGGAGUGGAACCGUCGUUGUGUGGAACUGGCUCCAGAAUCAAACACUAGCUACCCUGUGUGGACACGAGCAGUCGGUGCGCAGCCUCUCCUUCUCCCCGUCCUCCUCCAUGCUCUGCUCCGGCUCCGUGUCUGGAGAGGUGAGGGUGUGGUCGGUGCACACCUCCACCUGCGUGGGUUGUUUCCAGGCUCACUUCGGAGCAACCGAGGCUCUCGCCUUCCUGAAGGAUGGAGGAAUGCUGCUGAGCGCCGGCUCUGAUCACACGCUUCAGCUCUGGUCGGGAGGACUUGGACGUUCAGUUGCUGCUUUGAAAAACGAUGAAUGUGAGCUGGAGCCUCCUCAGAAGAAACUGAAGUCUGUAAGGUCUCAGCCUCCAGCUCUCUGUGUGGCAGCAAAUGGAGACUGUGCUGCUGUGGGUUACCAUGGAGAUGGCAUCAAACUCUUCAGUCAUAAUUCAGGUGAGAAGAUGUGGGCCACCACAGACCUAGGCGUCUCGGUCCACUGCCUGCUGUGGGUUUCUGUGGACGCUGAGCAGAAAGAACCAGAGCUGCUGGUUUCUGGAGGAAGUGAUAAAUGCUUGAGACUGUGGAAGAGGAAAGAAGAAGAGGGAAUGUUGGGAGGUCUGAUGAGUCUGGGGACGUUUGGAGUUCAAAAAGCCUCCAUCCUUGCUCUGGAGCAGAACUCCACGUAUCUGGCAGCAGCCUCAGAUGAUUUCACUGUAGCUCUGUGGCUGUUGAAGGAUUUGGCUCUUAAUCCUUCACCUGAUGCUCAUCAGGUGUUGAGAAGUCACAAAGGAGGAGUCACCUGUCUGGCUUUCAGUCCUGAUGGUACACGGCUACUUUCUGGAGGAAAAGACCAGGCCCUGGUAGUUUGGGAUGUCGGCUCUUCCCCCGCAGCUCUUUCCAAAUCACUCCUUCACGCUCACAAAGACUGGAUCACCGGAUGUGUUUGGACUCCUGACUGUGUCAUGAGCUCUUCGAACGAUGGGAGACUCUGUUUAUGGGACCUGGAGGCAGGUUUGUGUCUCAGGAAAAUCUCCUGGAGGAAUCCUCUGACCUCCAUCUGCUGCCAGGGUCAUCAUGUGAUUGCCGGCUGCUCGGAGGGAGCGCUGCAUGUCUGGGACUGGAAAACCAACACAGAAAUCUGCCACAUAGCUGCCCACAAGCAGCGGAUUAAUCACUGCUCUGUUCUCCUGAACUGUGACAAGAAAAAAGAAACAAAGCCAGAGGGAUUAACGGUUUUUACUGCAUCUGAUGAUGGUACCGUGCAGCUGUGGAAACCUCUACAGGUUGAACAUUUCAGCUCCUUCCAGGGUCACAGUGGUUCAGUUCGUGGAGUCACUCUUAGAGGAGGACUCUCGGAGUUCCUCACCGUCUCUGAAGACCGCUCCCUGAGAAGCUGGACCUGGACAACAGAGAUUUCUUCAGACUUGAAAGGCUCCAUCUCAGCGUUGUGCCUCUCUGACACAGAUGUGCUGCUCGCUGGUUAUGAAUCUGGUUUACUGGAGCUGUGGCGACGUAACACAGUGGUUGGUCACAGGCAGGUGUCAAACAGUCCCAUCCUGGCGGCAUGUUCAAUGGAUGAUGGGCAGUUUGCUGUCAGUUACAUGAACAACAUGGCGGUUGAUGUUUGGAAGCUGAUUUGGAACCAGCAACGCACCAAAGCAAGUUUGGUGAAGGUGACCACCUACAAAGUGAAAACCCCAAUGAUUCGACUCAUCUACUGCUCGAUACUGCUCGGUGUGUCCAGUGAGAUGGACUUUUACAACAUAUCAUCACCGGAUACGGAAAAUUAUUGGGAUUACGCAAGCUCUCGCUGGAAUGAGAGUGUCCUCCUUCGUGGAUGUGUUCGUAAUGAUGAGAAAAGUGUGUGGCUGAUGGGAGAGCAAGAUGGUAAAAUUCAAGUUGGCUUCAUUUUUGGAUUGGGACCUGAAACAUCUCUGCGUUCAACUUUCAGCUCAGCAAAUAUGAAGUGUGACGAGGACAAAACUAAAAGUGUGAUAACGGCUCUGACGAUGGACAAAGAGUUUGUGGUGUGCGGAGAUGUGGAUGGCAACAUGUGGUUCAAUCAGCAGCCAGAUGUUUCCUCGUGGAGCAACAAGAAACCGGCUCACAGUGACAGAAUCACUGAGCUGAGACUCACAGACAGCACCAUCAUCUCAGCCUCCUGUGACCGGACAGUGAAGCUGUGGGACAGAAACACUAGAAAACAAGUGGGAAUGUUUGUGUGUGGAGGACCUGUGCUGUUUUUGGAGAUAAACCCAAGAAAACCUAGUGAGCUGGUCUGUGCUGAUGGGCAGGGGAAACUUUACUUUCUCUUCUGGAAAGAGUAGUUCUCAUUAGGAUGGAUUGCAAAGCCAUACUUUAAUAAUAAUAAUAAUCAAUCGGUGCACUCAAAGAUAAGAGUGCCUUAUUUUUAUUUUCAUGUUGAUGUAAUAAAUCACAAAGGGAAGCUGAAAUGUACUGAGAAUUUGUGUUGUUUCCUUUGUUUACAUGUGCCUUUAAUUUAGACCUCAGCUAUGAGACCUAAAAAGCUUGUAUCUGAUUAAAAUCGCUGUUUUAGAAGGGGGGAAUGUUUUUGUUAGAAGUUAGAAUGAAUGGCAGUAAAGAAUGUAACAAAUCAAAUACUUGAAAUGGAAAAAAUCUUUGUUUCUCAUUAAAUUAAUCAAACCUUAA